AUGCGGCAAGGCCCCGCGACGACCCUGGCGGGCUACAGGGCGUCGCAGGCGCAGACGCCUGGGCGGCAGAAUGCGUACGACGGCAGGAUCUCCGCGUCCACGGUGCAGGGCAGAGUCGGCCAGUGGUCCACGCGCUCCGUGUCGCCUGUGGACAGGACCCACCUGUACAGCGUGAGGGCGAGGGCCGACUCCGGCGCCGAGGCCAGUGCCGACGCUUCGGGUACCAUCAAGUCUGCCACGGUGAUCCGCGCCAGGAGCGCGGAGCAGCAGCCGCCCCAGUGGACGGCCACGUCAUUCGGAGGCAGCUCGCAGGUCCCCGCGGCGAAGAGGCUGAGCCUGGCGUCCACCGGCCUCGCGGCCUUCCGCGCUGGCGGCGCGGCCGGCCAGGUCGUGGGCUCGGUGCGCUCUUCGGCGGCGGCGCCGACGGGGACGACGUCCAUGGUGACAACGCCGCUCCAGACCUCCCGCGCCGUCGCUGCGUCCGCCAGCGGAUCGCUGCACAUCCCGAUGCCCGCCAGCGCCGCCUCUGGCGGCCUCCUCCAGUGGCGCCACCCGCCGGAGCCCCACGCCGCGGCGGCCCCGCGAGGCACCUGGCCCCUGAGCAGGCCGGGCGCCGCCGUGCCCGCCGCAGCCGCGCCGGAGGGGCCGCCGCCCGAGGACGACGCCCGCGUGCUGCAGGUCCGCGAUUCCCUGCUGCAGAACAUCCAGAGCGUCCAGAAGGAGAUCGAGAGGCUGAACGUCGAGAGGCUGCGGCCCGCGCAGCCCUCGCGCCAGGCACAGAGGAACCUCGCAAGGCACCACGCUGCUUGUCGCAUCCAGCGUGCCUGGAGGAUUAGCAGGUGGCGGCGAAGGUUUGUGCUCUUCUCGGAGCGGGAGCUGGGCUGGGUGGGCUCGCUCACCUGGCUGCAGGAACACAACCUGCUCUACGGGACGGAGCUG
Prorocentrum cordatum is the source of this 939-nucleotide messenger RNA. The record is from the annotation of a GenBank genome assembly. Lineage: Eukaryota; Dinophyceae; Prorocentrales; Prorocentraceae.